AUGCCUUUAAUUCGAAAUUAUGACUACUACGAUUUCAUUGAUGUGAUGCCCUGUCCCUCACAUCAUCCGGUAACGGUGACAAACCACUCCCACGUGGGGAGCACCCGGCAAGCGUCAUAUUCAGCAGUACCAUCGAAAGGAAGAAUGUAUUAUGGAAAGAAUGAAUAUAGAGGAAAUCUGAAUGCAACAAUAAAUGAUCCAACUGAGUUUGAAGAACAUUUUGACAUAAAUGCAAAUGAUCCAUUAGAGGGAGGAGAUGAUAAACGAAAAAAGAAGCGAUGGAGAGAUCUUCUGUUUCCCAAAAGUAGACAUUCAUCCAGAAAAGAUAAAGAGAAUUCAAAUGUCAGUGUGACAACUCGAAGUCUUUCAUCCGUUUCAUUUCGAUCGGAAAAGCCCGAAAGAAGUCGCCGAAGGGAAUCUGGAUCCUUAUCACGUCAUCGAUAUAUUCCCCCUCCACCUCUCCCGAUGCCUCCCAGAAGAGUUAUGACAAGUACUUCUAUCGGAUAUUCAGAUGAUGCUAUGACAUCUUCUUCAUCGCAUACAGCUACAGAUUAUGAUGAUAUUGUACCCACACCUUCUUACGUUAUUUAUCCCGCUUCAUCAAUUGCUCAUGCAAGAAAAAUUGGCGAUAGGGGAAAUAAUUCAAUUAACCCAUCGUUACCCGCAGUUUUUCUGGGUCGUAAAAUUGUAGAAAAUGGAACAACUCAUAAGUUGUUUAGAAGUCCUACUUAUCAUCACGAUGCAUUUGUGAAUUCACACGAAUGGACACUGAGCAGAUCGAUCAGCGAAAUGAAAUUGGGUAUUGUUGGAACAUCACAGUCCGGCAAAACAUCUCUUGUACACCGUUAUCUAACAGGAACAUACACUCCAGAUGAGAGUCCUGAAGGUGGUCGAUUCAAAAAAGAAGUUGUAAUCGAAGGGCAAAGUCAUUUAUUACUGAUUCGAGACGAGGGACAACAACAUUUGGACGUUCAAUUCUGUCAAUGGGUUGAUGCUGUUGUAUUCGUUUUCAACGUUUGCUCCAUCCAAAGUUACGACAGUAUUCAAGCAUUAGCACACGAGAUGAGUAAAUACCGCAAUAUUAGCGAUUUACCGUUGAUUUUGGUUGGAACAAAGGAUCAUAUCUCCGAGAAACGAGCACGAGUCAUCACAGAAGACGAAGGUCGACAGUUGGCUGCACAGAUGAAGAGGUGUUCAUAUUUUGAGACGUCAAGUACAUAUGGAACAAAUGUUGAACGAGUAUUCAAAGAAGCCUGCUGCAAAAUCAUCCAAAGUCGAAUACGAACACAAGUGGGCAACGCCACUUCACAAGCCAGAACGCCAACACCAACGCACACGGAAAGUGGAAGAAAAGACUACCAGGAUCCACGAUACAUCAGUUCAAAUUCAUUUGUAAUGCCGUCCAACAUGCGACCAUCAUUCCCCACUAACUCUUCCCGUCGGAAUACAGUGCACCAUCGUGAACAACCUUCAUCAUCCAGAACUGCUAGUGAACGUUCAAUGUCUGCAAUGCUUGGUGCUCCAUAUGGAAAUAGAAUGGCUGCUGGUGUAUCCCCGUCUGCCAGUCAGAAAUCGGUCCAUUCAAUUGCUAACGGAUGCUAUUCAAGAUCUUCCGCUGCUCUGUUAGAUUCUGACACUCCCGCCGUUAAUUCGUAUUUGAUUGACUCGAUGUCUUCUGCUGGAACUCCCCUCAAUCACCAAAACAGUACAAAUCAAGUAUCAGCUUCAACAUCUCAUUUACCGACACCCUCUUCAACACCAAAUACACAAAGAAAGAAUAGGCGGAUUUCAAAUAUAUUUAGGCAGAAAGAUCAUCAAGAAGAAAAGUCGAAGAUGAUCGAGUCGUUGAAUCUUGGAAUUGGUCGAGCAAUUCCAAUCAAACAGGGAAAUCUGUACAAGAAGAGUUCAAAGUCGGCUUUGAAUCGUGAAUGGAAGAAGAAAUACGUCUGUCUGUACAGCGAUGGUCGUCUAACUUAUCACACUAAUCUGAAAGAAUAUAUGGAUAAAACAGCCCAAGGAAAAGAGAUGGAUCUGAAAUUGGCAACUAUUAGGAUAACAGGAAGACUUCAUCCACUUCAUUCACAUCGAGUAACAAAUGCCAGUUCUUCAACAGAUGGUAGUGGAACUCCAACAUUGAAAAGUUAUGAGCCGAGAAGGAGUGACGUCGGAGUUGGGGCAAAUUCAGGUGAUGGAACAUCAGGAGGUGGAUCAGAUGACGCUAUUAAAGAGAAUCAGAGACAGCAGUUCUCACCGCCUGCUAUGCCUCAAACUGUUGCUGGAAAAAAGAAAAGAGAGUCGAGGAAGAUAGGAUCCAAUGCGAAACCCAACGAUGAAGAAGAUGAAUGCUUCGAAGUGAUAAAUAAUUGUUUGAUGCGAUGGGAGUUCUGUGCUGGAUCAUUAGAAGAGCGAGAUGAAUGGAUUCAAGCAAUCGGUGGAGAAAUCGAAAAGUCGUUGGGAAAAGAAGUAGCAAAUGCGAAAACUAACAAUCGAGCAGUUGCUGAUCGCCCAGAUAUUGCUGCAUUACGAUCGAUACCUGGCAAUGGAAAAUGUGCCGAUUGUGGGAAUCCUGCUGCCGAAUGGGCAUCUAUUAACCUUGGAAUUGUGAUUUGCAUUGAAUGUUCAGGGAUUCAUCGGAAUUUAGGAUCACACAUAUCGAAAGUGAGAGGUCUCGAACUAGAUCAGUGGCCUGUUGAACAUUUAGCUGUGAUGCAAGCAAUAGGAAAUGAUAAAGCAAAUGAGAUGUGGGAAUACAGUCUGAUGAAUGAACGAAAACCAACACUUGACAGUUCUCGCGAAGAAAAAGAACGGUUUAUAGAUAGGAAAUACGUUCAAAAAGCAUUCCUCAAACCGAUUCCAACUGGAGAGCCAGUAACUUCACAACUCAUUUCUGCCGUAUUGGCUCGCGAUGUAAUGUCAUUAAAUGUUCUUCUGGCUAAUGGCAUGAAAGUUGAGGAGGUAAAUACGACAACAAAAGAUGGUCGAACAGUUCUUCAUUUGGCUGCAAGUAUUGGAAGUGUUGAAUUGGCUCAAUUGUUGAUUUGGCACAACGCUGAUACUCGUAUCCUAGAUAAUAAUGGCCGGUCAUGUCUUUUCUACGCCCGAUCCAAUGGCUUCCGAGAUGUAUUCGAUAUGCUUGUGACAUCCGGUUUAUCUCCUGAUUAUGGAUUACCACAAGAGAAUAAUGAUUAUUCACAAAUGCCAGAGUUCUCUGCAAUGGGAUCUACAUCAAACCGAGAAUAUUCCAUGUCUGGAGAUGACACCUACUCUUUACGGAGAAUCUCCAUGGCUCCUCCACAAGUUCCAGCCCGUAGAUAUCUUCCACAGCAGCCAGAACUUGAUGAGACGAGUGUCAUCUGA
Molecule: messenger RNA, 3357 nt
Organism: Caenorhabditis remanei
Lineage: Eukaryota; Metazoa; Nematoda; Chromadorea; Rhabditida; Rhabditidae
Exons: 9
Coding region: 1-3357 (1118 amino acids)
Cellular component (GO): nucleus
Molecular function (GO): GTPase activator activity; GTPase activity; GTP binding
Source: RefSeq, a predicted model, not a curated record